Micropterus salmoides (largemouth bass) is the source of this 6338-nucleotide messenger RNA. RefSeq names its product 2-lysophosphatidate phosphatase PLPPR4 (gene plppr4b). Gene Ontology annotation, biological process: signal transduction; axonogenesis; phospholipid metabolic process. The transcript is spliced from 7 exons. NCBI's taxonomy places the organism in Eukaryota, Metazoa, Chordata, Actinopteri, Centrarchiformes, Centrarchidae. The record is from RefSeq and is a predicted model, not a curated record. Bases 528 to 3047 code for a protein of 839 amino acids. Gene Ontology annotation, molecular function: phosphatidate phosphatase activity.
ACAACCUGCCGAACAACAGUAAUAAACAGCUGAGGGAGAAUUAAAUGGAAACCGAGAAUAGAAUAUUACUAUUACAGACAGUACUUGACUGAAUGUGGUUAUUUUCUACUUCAAGGGACUGGUCCACAUAUGGUUUACUAAAUUUAGAGAGGAUUAAUUUUUUUAUAUUUUUUUUUGUGGCGUCGAAGCUGACAUGUUUUGCUCGCAGUCAGUACUGAGCCCUCACUCCUUCCUAGUGCGCCUGCGCUCCCUCUUAUCUUCCUCUCUCCCUCAGUCGGAGUGGCUCUAUUCUCUACCUGACAGCUCUUCUGAAGACAUUCACAGAACCAAGCCCCGGGCUUGUCACUAGCAGAGAAAAAGAGCCGCGCAGGUCCGGGUAUCGGGAGUCUGGGCUGGGUACUAACCGGCUGUUUCCUGAGCGUCAAGCCACGCACAGCGGCAUGGAGCGCUCCUGAUCCCUGCAGGAGAGCUCAGCCAUUCUGCCCUCGUCACGUCUUGGAUCUGUUUGGAUAUUUGGAGGCCUGACCAUGUCUACGAGAGAGAAGGGGAUCCUGACCAAAGACAGUGUCAGCCUGCUGCCCUGUUUUUAUUUUGUGGAGCUGCCCAUCCUGGUCUCGUCUAUGGUCAGUCUGUACUUUCUGGAGUGGACAGAUGUGUUCAAGCCAGUGAGGUCUGGCUUCAACUGCCACGACCGCAGCCUGAGCCUUCCCUACAUCGACCCCAAUCACGAGGUGAUCCCCCUGCUGAUGCUGCUCAGCCUGGCCUUCGCUGGACCCGCCAUCACAAUAAUGAUCGGAGAGGCCAUCCUGUUCUGCUGUCUUUCUCGGAGGAAGAGUGGUGCCGGGGCCGAGGCCAACAUCAAUGCUGCUGGCUGCAACUUCAACUCCUUCAUCCGCAGAGCCGUCCGCUUCGUUGGCGUUCAUGCCUUCGGUCUUUGUGCCACGGCCCUCAUCACCGACGUCCUCCAACUGAUGACAGGUUACCCAACACCCUACUUCCUUACUGUGUGUAAACCCAACUACACCACGCUCAAUGUCAGCUGUGAGCAGAACCCCUACGUCAUGGAGGAUAUCUGCUCAGGGGCUGACCCUGCAGCCAUCAACCAGGGCAGAAAAUCCUUUCCGUCGCAGCACGCUACUCUUGCAUCCUUUGCAGCCGUCUAUGUUUCGAUGUACUUCAACAGCACGUUGACGGACUCAUCCAAGCUUCUCAAGCCCCUGCUGGUCUUCUCCUUCAUUAUCUGUGCCAUCAUUUGUGGUCUGACCCGGAUUAUUCAGUACAAGAACCACGCCAUUGACGUCUACCUGGGCUUCCUACUUGGAGGAGCUAUUGCUGUCUACCUGGGGUUGUAUGCAGUUGGAAAUUUUCAGCCUAGUGAGGACGCCUGUGCCAACCCCCCUUCACUGCUACACCGCCCCCCCUGCUCCUUGCCACACAUAAGCCAAGAGGCCAUACUCCACCACCUGCAAAUGAAAGCUACCGUGACCGGGGAGCCUGGCAUACCCACCUCCCACUCCGAGGGCCUCCUCCACCGAGGCCUUCAACAGCAGAGACCUAAUGAGAGUCUGAAGUGCUCCAGUGCAGAUGUGGAAGUGAUCUCCCCCCGCAGCCCUCAGAGCAAAGAUGCCAUAAUGACAUUUAGCCACACACUUCCUCGGGUCCACACCCCACAGGCCAUGGCAGCUUAUGAGGAAGCAGCCAGACGUCACGCUGCCACUCUCCACCAUGCCUCCAUGGACUCCAGCCGCUCAAAGCAGCUUCUGUCUCAGUGGAAAAGUAAGAACAACAAUCACAAAUGCUCCCUGCAGGUCCCAGACUCCUUCUCCUCCUCUAUAGACUCGUCAUCUGGCCAGUCCUCCCAGCAUCCGCACCACCAUGGCAGCAUGGAGCUCCGAUCCAGCUCUGAGCCAUCAGCUAUGGGCCUAAAUGGAGGCUUUGAGGGUCAUGCGUACAUGUCCAAACUGGCCACAGGUGCUAGUACCACCCUGCCCAGUAACUGUAGUGGCAUCACCGGAGGGGCCAGGAUAUCCAUGCAAUCUAGACCUGGGUCUUCACAGCUGGUCCACAUACCAGAAGAAGCUCAUGAGAAUUACAACACCACCUCCCCAAGGACGGGGGGAGGAGGAGGGAGUGAAGGGAUGUCAACAUUAAACAGCACAGUUCAGGCUAACUGGCAAAGGGCAGCAGAGAAGACUGCAGCCUGCAGGACUAAUGAUAAUGGGCAGAACACGCAGCCCCGAAUCAUGCAAGUGAUUGCUAUGUCCAAGCAGCAGAGCCUGCUACAGAUACAUUCCAAGAGCUUAGAUGAGAGCAGCAUUGGGUGCAGCACCACCGGGAGUGGCCAGGGCUCUGCUCGCUACAGGGUGCUAACCGAUCAGGACCCCACUAGCACCACAGGGCCCAGCUCACUGGGUAGUACCACAGGCAGUAUUUCAGGGAGCACGGGAGCAAUUGUCAGAGUAGAGGCUCACCCUGGAAACAACAGGCCUGUGAUCCAAGCUCCGUCUACAGAUGGAAGUGGAUCAUGGAGGUGGCGAUCCCUCGAUCAUGGAACUGGAGCUGGUGGAGGACCAGGGACUAGUGGAGCAGGAGGAGAAUCAGGAGGAGGAGGUGGGAGUUUGAGGCAGUCCUUUGAGCUAAAUGAUCUAAACAGAGACUCAGAAUGUUCAGAUUCGAUACGUGAAGGGUCGAUUGACAGAAAGCGUGCUAAUCACAUUGUUACAACCACUGCCACCGUCAGCACCCCACCCAUAGUUACUGUUCACACCCAGAACACCAACCAGUCAGAGCAGAGGCUUCAUCCCCAGGGCCUCUCUACCAUAAGGGUCACUCCGGGGGAUGGUAGUGGUUCUGGAUCUGGAGGAGGAGGUGGUGGAGGAGGUGGAGAGACGGCUUCGGAAACCCCCUCGGUCGCCUCCAGUCGUGAGUCCACACUGCGGAGGAAAGGCAAUAAUAUCAUCCUGAUUCCAGAGAGAGCCAACAGCCCUGAUAACGCACGGAACAUUUUCUACAAGGGAACAUCGAUAACUCCAGUUUUCAAGGACUAAUGUACUAAAUGACCGGAGACUUCUGAGAAGAUGUAGCUAAUAAUGUAAGACAGCUGGAUUUUCAGUGAACCCCAUAUCUGUGAUAACAGUCAUUAUUGCCUGCCAUUGUAUAUAUCAUGAUAACUUCAAAAGAAAAGGUUUUAUUCAGCAUGAGAUUUUUGUACGUGUUUACACUAAAUCACAACCUUUUAAGUAUAAUAAUCACUGUGUACUCCUGAGGAAAUCUAUCGUAAUGUCAAUGCUGUGCCAGUGCUUUGGGGACAGGAGAACCUUUUUUAAACAGUUCCAUAUGUUUUAGAUAUAAAUCAUCACAAAAUAGAAAAAAGUGAAUAGCACAGUAACGUAGCAAGCUACAGCAAAAAUAAUUAUGUCAUAGCUGUGAAACCAGUGUUUCCUUCCCAAUCCUUCCCUGCACUGUAAAUAUUGUGUAUGUUUAAAAGGGUGCUACACCAGAUAAUACUAUUUACUAUACAACAUACUGUAUACUUUGAAUAGAUAAAGAAUUAAUUAUUUUACAAAGAGUGAAUAACAAUGAUAUUAAUAUGUGACAGAGAUAUGUUUUGUAUUUUGUCUCUUUUCUGUACAGAUACCACAUAAUCAACGGAAUACUGUUUUGAACCAUAAGUGUGCUUAGCAUUCCUUCUGUAGCUAUGAAGUCAAAUAUGCUGUGACUUGCACUGAAAUAUGCGUUUACUGUACCUUGUAUACUGUAAACCCUGACCUUACUAUCUAUAUCCUGUACUUAGAUUUCGUUGUCCAUGUCAAUCCCAUUACCUACAGCACACAAAAAGCAGCAAAACAGCGGAAUAUUAUGCUUCUUUAUACCAUAAGGUACAUUUCCAAAACUCAAUGCUAAACUUGAACUCAAGUUUCCCAACUGAAUUUGGCAUGUUUCAAUGUGUUUAAAAGCUGUCUUUGUAGCUUUCAAAUUAACAUUUUAAAAAAUACACUUGCUGCUGUCUAAUCCACAGCUGAACAUUAACAUUAGUCAUCGAGUGGGGUAGUUAUUUCAGAGGUGUCCGGGUUUCUGAAAUAAAAAACAUGUCUUUGCAUGUAUGCAUUUUUGCAUUGACACGGUUAGGUGAAUCGCAGUUGGCGCUCUUCCAAGGAUUGGAUGGGCAUGCAACUCUUCCAAUUAAACCACAAAAGAUGAACAAAUGCCAUACCACACCAAAAAGAAAAAUGUAAUUUCUCAUAAACAAAGUUGAAAUAAUUAAAACUGAUGCCCAAAACAUACCCUUACAGCAUUGUCACAGUAUCCAGGAGCCUCCCAUUUUUCUAUGUUGAGGAACGUUGAGGAUGUGAAUAAACAAACAUUUAUAAACAGCAAUGUACAGUAGGGAAAGAAUAACCUUGCAACUCUUUGUUGAGUUUUAUAGGGCUGUACUGAAUAGUUCAAAGUUUGAAGCUUCAAAGCAUCGUUCUUAACGUUGACAUUCAAAUGACAAAUCAACAUUUGAAUGCUGUGCAGCUGUCUCUGGCCCCAUCCACACUACUGAGUUUUCGUUUUAGAACGCAGACCUUUUGCUACGUUUGCACCUCCCGUCCAGACUAAAAUGGCGAAAACGGAGACCUAAAACGGAGAGGUUUGAAAUCGCCAUAAAUCAAUAAGAAAAUAACUUUUUGUUUCUCUGAUUCACUAGUUUUCUAAUGUACUUCACUCUCUUGACAAAAGAGACUAACUAAUUUAAUCUGAUGAAUCACUUAAUUCACAAUGAGAAUUUUAGUUCCGAUGACGACAGACAUUCAAAGCUCGAUUUAAAAACCACAAUGGAAGCUUCAGAAGUAAAAAAAAAUGACAUUCGGUACAGCCCUGGAGUUUUAUCUCAGUAUUAGCAACAGAGAUAGUUGGUCAGGGAUGGGUUUAGCUUAGCUUAGUACAAAGAUCUAGCUGCCUGUAGUAUAGGAGAUGUUGGUCCAAAAAUUGUUUUAAAGUUAUACCAAAAGUACAGCAAUAUCUUAUUUUCUGUUUCUAUUCAUGUUGCUUUGUCAUGAUACAAACAUUGUUGAAAGGUAUUUUUCCCUUUUGGUAAGAGGCUACCAAUCCCCCCUUCUUCCAGUCUUUCUGCUAAGCUAGGCUAAAUAUAUCCAGGACCUAAUUCUUUAUUGGACGCAGUGCUCGAGAUGAAACUGAUCUUCUUGUCUGACUCUGGUUUCAGACAACAAUCACAUUUCCCAAAAUGUUGCAAUGUAUCUUUAAUUUUCUUUUUCUUACAACAAGCAGAGCGUUCUGUAAAGCACGGUGCUCACCAUAGUAGCAAAAAUGAUUUGUUGAUUUGUUGAAGCCCACUUUUAAAGGUACUACAUGUAGCAUUUUUUGACAAGAUUUUACAAUAUUGCUGUUAAAUUGUAAUACCUCAGAAUAAGUCUCAUCAUCAAAUUAAAACCUUUUGGCUUUCUGGCUGAAUAGAAUGCUCAUGUAACAGAUGAUUUUUGCUGGGUUUAGCCCUCCACCGUCUCCUAUAUGCACUUGAAGAACAACAGCUUAGUCAAGCUUUGUGCUGUAAUUUCCUUUUCUGCUUUAAAGCAACCAGCAGAUUCUUACCAAAUCCAACCUAGUGUCAACUCAAAUGCUAUGUGAGGCCGGUAGAUGCUGCCAGUUCUCUCAGCAACUUUCUGGUUGAUGAAAAAAGGAACAUAUUUAUUUGAGACAACUCCUAUCACCAUAAACAAUAAUCAACAAUUAUUUGUCUCAAAUAUAUAUGUUUCUUUUUAAAAAAAUUUUAACAUUAAUAUAGUAUACUAACAGGUUGGCAGAGACAGCUAAACGAGGACUGUUUCUCAGUUGAGGAAUUACAAAAUAUGUUGUUUACAGUAGUUUACAUUAUGGUGCAUAUCAUUAAUUAGUAUCUCAGUGAUUAAAUAAGCACCCACUGUAUAGAAAUGGCACCAAUUGUCGUUUGAAAAUAUUUUGCCAGGGUGACUAUUUGAGAAAAUUUGCCAAAGCUAGUAAUGUUCAUUGGAAAAGAAUAUAAAUCAUCAGAUGUAAUUUUCAGUAUUUGUAUAGAAAGCCUGCAUUUGCGUAUUGUACAUGAUUUAUUCUAUUCCACAGUAACAUUUGCAUGGUCACUUUUAUAUAGUGCAUAUCACAAGAUUUUUUAUCAGAAAUGUGCUUUUAUUUUGAAAUUACAGGUGUGUUUAACAGUAUGUUGUGUUUCACAGUGAGUCCUAUGACAAUCUUUUUUAUCUAAGUACUGUUGCCCCUUUAAAGCCCCCCUCCAGUGUAUUUUGACAUUUCUAUGAUAUUUCAUAUUUUUCUGAGUCAUUUCCUUACAAUGUUGAUUACCCACA